AUGCCAAUCAAAUCCUCCACAAGCUUCUCCCCAGGCGACACGGUUCGUUACAAGCCGGUGGGCGGUCCAGACAGCAACACGUCCGAGUCGGUGGGAAAGAUCAAGGAUGUCUUGACUGAGCCCGGUAAACAGGCUGGUCGGAACGUCAACGCCAGCGCUGAGAUGCCCAGAUACGAGAUUGAGAACCUCAAUACGGGAAAGACAUCUACCAUCUACGAGCGGAACAUCUUGGGUAUCGAGAAGUGA
Molecule: messenger RNA, 246 nt
Organism: Podospora anserina S mat+
Lineage: Eukaryota; Fungi; Ascomycota; Sordariomycetes; Sordariales; Podosporaceae
Exons: 2
Coding region: 1-246 (81 amino acids)
Source: RefSeq, a predicted model, not a curated record